Messenger RNA from Notothenia coriiceps (black rockcod), 864 nucleotides. Its product is annotated as laminin subunit alpha-2-like. The record is from RefSeq and is a predicted model, not a curated record. NCBI's taxonomy places the organism in Eukaryota, Metazoa, Chordata, Actinopteri, Perciformes, Nototheniidae. The transcript is spliced from 6 exons. The coding region runs from base 16 to 864 and encodes 282 amino acids.
UUCCUUGCCUUGGAGAUGCGUAAGGGGAAGGUGAAUUUCCUUUGGGACGUGGGUUCGGGUGUGGGGAGGGUCGAAUAUCCCCAUCACACCAUCCACGAUGGGAACUGGCACAGAAUAGAGGCGUCUCGUAAUGGGUUGAAUGGCACCAUAUCAGUUUAUCCUCUGGAGGGCUCCAUGGCGGGUAUGAUGCCGACCCCCGCCAGCGCCAACUCGCCCACGACCUUCACCAUCCUGGACGUGGACCAGAACGCCUACCUGUUUGUGGGAGGGAUACUCGGCACCGUCAAGAAAGCGGACGCAGUGAGAACAAACACCUUCACAGGCUGCAUGGGGGAGACCUUCCUGGACGGGAAACCUAUUGGACUGUGGAACUACAGAGAGAGACACGGAGACUGUAAAGGAUGUGUCGUCAGCCCCCAGCGGUCGGAUGCGGAGGGGACGGUUCAGCUGGACGGGGAGGGCUACUCCGCGGUGGGACGUCCCACCAGGUGGAACCCAAAUGUUUCCAGCGUGACCUUUAAGUUCCGCACAUUUUCCUCCGAAUCCCUGCUCAUGUAUCUGGCUACUGAAGAUAUGAAGGACUUCAUGUCUCUGGAGCUGUCCGAGGGGAAGGUGAAGGUGAACUUUGACCUCGGCUCAGGAGUCGGCAGCGCCCUCUCAGCCAGCCGGCACAACGACGGACACUGGAAGUCCCUCACCAUGUCACGGAACAAGAAAACAGCCACGGUGACCGUAGUGGACAUCGACAGCGGUGCUGAGGAGAAAAUAGUGACGACGUCUCAGGGCCCGGCGACAGGUCUGAACCUCAAAGAACACCAGAAGAUCUACUUUGGAGGGCUGCCUACCAUUGGAAACUAUAGGUAA